Messenger RNA from Coffea arabica (coffee), 1182 nucleotides. NCBI's taxonomy places the organism in Eukaryota, Viridiplantae, Streptophyta, Magnoliopsida, Gentianales, Rubiaceae. The record is from RefSeq and is a predicted model, not a curated record.
AUGGGUCAUGCUAGUAAACUUUGCAUGGGGAUGUUCGUUGCUGAUAGCGGCCAUGAUGUACUAUUUUUCUAUUUCAAGGUACUUCAACUUGUGAAUGAUGCUAGAAAUUGUUAUUUUGAAGAUUCUACUAAAAAGUACGAUGAUGAAACUUUUGCACAAAUGAUGCUUCUUGAUGCCUGUUUCAUUAUCAACGACAUAAUUUCUAGAUGCAAAAGUGGCGCAAACUUUUACAUCACACGCUAUUGUCUUGGUGACUUGGCAUCGGCAAUUGUACUUCGUGACAUGUUUUUACUUGAAAAUCAAAUUCCCUUCUGGCUUCUUAAGUUUCUGAUGUGUUUGAGAUGUGGUAAACAAGAAGGUGAAGAGAUGCUCAACGAGUUCUUGAAUGGGACUAUGUUCGGGAAUUAUAAGGGGAGUGGAAUAGCUAGCAGAGAUAAGGACCUACCCCAUCAUCUUCUGGACGCUUUCUGGCUAGUUCUUGUCUCUGAAUCCUGUAAAGACAAACCAACCUCUCCAAAAUCUAGGGCCAGCAAUGACUCUAAAUACGUUCACUGCUUUCGUUCAGCCACGGAGUUGAAGGCCAAGGGAAUUCACUUUAGGCGCAGCAGUGCUGACUCUUUGAAGGGCAUCAAGUUCAAAUCAGGUUAUUUCUAUGCAACACUUGAAGUUCCAAUUUGGUUUGUUUCGAUUUACACCAAUGUUUUCUUUUUAAAUAUGAUUGCCUAUGAAAUGUGCCCAAGUACCAGCACUGACCGAGCAGUGACAGCAUAUAUUGAGUUCAUGAAAUCGCUGAUCGACAGCCCCAAGGACGUGAAAGAACUAAGAGAAAAAAAGAUUUUGCUCACAACUUUGGGCAGUGAUGAAGAAGUGUUGAAGGUUUAUAAAGACAUAAACACUUACGGGGUGCGGAAUGUCACCAUUUUUCAUGGUGUGAAGGAGAAAAUUCAGGCACACUAUAACAACAAGGCAAAGACAUGGCUGGCUGAACUUUUCUACACUUAUUUUAACAGUCCCUGGACUGCGAUUGCUUUAUUUGCUGCUGCUUUCCUUCUUGUCUUAACUUUUCUUCAGACCUAUUAUACAGUAAGGCCUUCUUAAUUCCCUAAAGAUAAUUAGAAGUUGAAAUAGUAACGGUAAAGACUAGAGUUCUGUGGACGGUAUCAAAUUAGUAUUUAAAAAAAA